AUGGGACUUGGUCUAGCUCCCGAAGUUUUAUCUCAAAUGUGUGAGGUGGCACGGGGCGGUAGAAUAGGGGGAGGGGAGUGGUUGGCGCGUCCGUCCGCCCGCACCGCCACCGCAUCAUCAGUCCGCGUCGGAGAGUUGCCCGCGACGGUUGUCUGCGAGCUCGAUCCCUCAGAUACGCUGCUGGAUUUUUACGACGCAACCAGUUCCGGAUCAGCUCAGCCGAAUAUCGGGAUGAAAGUAGUUAGUCUGCAACUGCCAUCUGGGCCAAGUAUGGAGCGGUUACCGCUUCCAUUCAGCCCUACGGAGCUAUUAUGGCGGUACCCACUACCUUGGGCCCCGCCACCACCUUCGCCGUUAGGUGAUGCGAAGGCACAACUACCGGCCGGUCUUCCUCCAGAACCAAGAUUAUGGACUAGGGAAGACGUAGCCGUUUUCAUUAAAUGGUGUGAAAGAGAGUUCGACUUACCAAACUUCGAUAUGGAUCUUUUUCAAAUGAAUGGUAAGGCUUUAUGCCUCUUGACGAAAACAGACUUGGGCGAACGUUGCCCAGGUGCGGGGGACGUUCUACACAACGUUUUGCAAAUGUUAGUACGUGAUGCAGCUUUAUUAGGAAGAGUUCCUUCAUCGCCUGUAACACCUACGGCACGAGCUGCACCCUAUCCACCAUCUCCACACUCACAUCCGCCAACUCCUACGUGGGCGGUUGAUGGUUUCCAUCAUUUUCAUAGUGCCGCAGCAGCAGCUGCUCAACCUAACUCAGUGACGUUAAGUCCUGCUCCAUCAGUCGAUAGUUCAGGGAGUCCGCAAAGAGGAGAGGCGAACCCCAAUUCGCUCCACCUCCACGAUCUCCAAAGGAAGCGCCGCUUGUCAGUCCCGCACCACAAGUCCACGCAGCGCCCCAGCACUCACAUUAUCGUGCGCAACACAGAGAAUUCUUUCCAAAUGAUAUGCCUGAAUCCAAUACAAAUGGAAGAUUACUUUGGGACUUCCUUCAACAACUACUAA
Messenger RNA from Arctia plantaginis, 1005 nucleotides. NCBI's taxonomy places the organism in Eukaryota, Metazoa, Arthropoda, Insecta, Lepidoptera, Erebidae. The record is from the annotation of a GenBank genome assembly.